ACUUAGCAGCAGCAGCAGCAGCAUGGCUGAUUCAUGUUGAGGUUUGACAGAAAACAACAAAAUUCUGUAAAGCAAUUAUCCUUCAAUAAAAAAAAUGAAUUAAAAAAACGAAAAAAGCAGGAAGAGAAUAAACAGAACUAUGUCAAGUAUGGAAGAAAAAUAUUGCAGUGCUGUGGGAGAGUUAGUAAUUUAGAAGGGGCAGCCUCUCACUGUUUUAAGUCUAGUUAAUUGACUCGAUGUGUGUGUAUGUAGAAAACCUGUGUUCAAGGAAGGACAGAAUAUUUAUAUCCAGAAAAAGUUUAUAAAAAACAUUGACCCCUUCAUACUUAACAUCUACAUUAUAGGGCUUUAUUGUCCCAAAGCUAUGUGUGAUUGUGUGUAAAUGUGUGUGUGUGAGAGAGAGAGGCAGAGGCAGAGAGAGAACAGUACAAAGGAAGAUUCUUUUAGAAACACAUUCAAAGGAGCCAGAGGGCUCCCAGCUGGCUAAUCUCCAUCAUGCUUUCCUGGCCCCUCCCCCUUCCUUCUCAUCAUAACUUGUGAUCUUAGAGGCAUGAAAGAAUUUGAGCCCCGCCCCCAGCCUGACCGUCUCUGCGGGCCGUGCAGCCAAGCUCCAUGUCAAAUCCACCUGGGAGCGCGAACCCCAGGGCCACAGAGAAGGUGGUGGGCUUGCAGGCAGGUUCCCCGCCCAGUGGCCAUGGGCGACAAGAGCGGGCAGUCUCCCCUACGUACCUAUAAAUCCCUUGAUGAGGAGGGCCUCUUCGGCUCUGCAGAGCUGCCCAAAAGACCCACGGGGAGCCUGGUUAUGCACAGCAUGGCCAUGUUCGGCCGGGAGUUCUGCUAUGCGGUGGAGGCGGCCUACGUGACUCCAGUGCUGCUCAGCGUGGGCCUGCCCAAGAGCCUGUACAGCAUGGUGUGGCUCCUGAGUCCCAUCUUGGGGUUCCUGCUGCAGCCCGUGGUGGGAUCGGCCAGCGACCACUGCCGGGCCCGGUGGGGCCGACGGAGACCCUACAUCCUCACGCUGGGCCUCAUGAUGCUCCUGGGCAUGGCCAUGUACCUCAACGGGGAUGCGAUCAUAUCAGCUUUGAUUGCUGACCCAAGGAGGAAGCCAAUUUGGGCCAUAAGUAUCACCAUGAUAGGUGUGGUUCUCUUUGAUUUUGCUGCUGACUUCAUUGAUGGGCCCAUCAAAGCCUACUUGUUUGAUGUCUGCACUCAUCGAGAUAAGGAGAGGGGCCUCCACUACCAUGCCCUCUUCACAGGUUUGGGAGGUGCUCUUGGUUACCUUUUGGGUGCCAUUGACUGGGCCCACUUGGAACUGGGAAGACUGCUGGGCACGGAAUUCCAGGUCAUGUUCUUCUUCUCCUCGCUGGUGCUCACUUUGUGUUUUAUUAUCCAUCUGUGCAGUAUCCCUGAAGCCCCACUUACAGAUGUUGCAAAGGACAUUCCCCCACAGCAAGCCCCCCAGGACCUUGCCUUGUCAUCAGACAAAAUGUAUGAGUAUGGGUCUAUUGAGAAAGUAAAAAAUGGUUAUGUAAACCAAGAGUUGGUGCUGCAGGGAGGAAAAACCAAAAACCCUGCUGAACAGACUCAGAGGACAAUGACCUUGAGGUCACUGUUGAGGGCAUUGAGGAGCAUGCCCCCUCAUUACCGCUGCCUUUGCAUCAGCCACCUCAUUGGAUGGACUGCCUUCCUGUCCAACAUGCUCUUCUUCACAGACUUCAUGGGCCAGAUUGUGUACCACGGGGAUCCCUACGGUGCCCACAACUCCACAGAGUUCCUCAUCUACCAAAGGGGGGUUGAGGUUGGAUGCUGGGGCUUGUGCAUCAACUCUAUGUUCUCCUCACUUUAUUCUUACUUUCAGAAAGUGUUGGUUCCCUGCAUCGGAUUAAAGGCCCUGUACUUUAUGGGGUAUUUGCUGUUUGGCCUGGGGACGGGGUUCAUCGGGCUCUUCCCGAAUGUCUACUCCACCCUGGCCAUGUGCACCUUGUUUGGCGUGAUGUCCAGCACCCUGUACACGGUACCCUUUACCCUCAUUGCUGUGUAUCACCAUGAGGAGCAGCCUGCACUUUUGUUCCAGCCCCUGGAGUCUCACUGGAAGCCUUUCAAAGAACUGCCUCCCGUUUCUCCUGUGAUCCUCUCUUCUCCAAGUGAAGCAGCAUUUCUCAGCUGUACCCCUUGAAGUUCAUGAUGGCAGCAUGGUUUAACAGAAAGACCGUGAGCUUUAGAGCUGGGCUGGUUUGGGAUCCUGGCUUUGCUUCUCCCCAGCAAACUACAGAACCUCAAAAGCUGCACUUGUUCAUCUGUACAUUUCGGGUAAUAUUGAGUUAGCCAAAAAGUUCGUUCGAGAUUUCUGUAACAUCUUAUGGAAAAAACGGAGGGAACUUUAUGACCCACCCAAUACUUCCUACCCCAGAGAGUGGUGACCAUUUGUAAUACCUAAGCUGUACAGAGUGCUUGCCACCAUUCUCAGCAUUUUACCCAUGUUAACACAGCAGUCUUGGGAGAAGCUGCUGCUACUGAUUUCCAUUUUCUAGAUGAAGAAACAGAGGCAGAGAGGUUUAUAGUUCUCAUCUGAAGCUACACAGCUCCGAAGUGGCAGAGCUGGGCUUUGAACGCAGGCACUUGGGCUCUGCUGUUUCCUAUAAGAGCAGCACUCAGCCUGGAGGCUGGCCGCUGGUCUGCACUUGAUACAUGACAACCAUCGUCGUUAUUUUUUAAAGGCUCACCAUCCUGCUUCCUCAGGCCUAGAUCUCCCCAUCACCUGUCCUUCAUAAGUGUUUUCUAUAUAAUUCCAGAUGUGCCUGAGUGGUACAGAAUGAUUUGCCCACAUGUUUCUCCAAGUUAAAACAUGUUAUAUGGUUCCUUCUCCUGCCUCAUCUUAGAGCUGGUUGUGUAAUCGCUGCCUCAGAUGAAUUUCUAGAUUAUGGAGACCUCCCAUGCUGGAAGGGAAUUUGGAGACACGAAAUGAGCUGCUUUGAGAACAAGGACACGGGGAUUCAGGCUGUUGUCUGGCUUCCUGGUGCACAGCAGAAUGGAUGGUUCGGUAGCGUGGCCAGGAACCUGCAGUGUAGGCUCAUUUGGGGAAGGGGUACUGCAAAGGAGAACUGUGCUCGGGGGUUCUUUGGGUUCCCUUUUACAAAACCUCUGGGGGAAUGAGGGGUGCAGGUCCACUCCUAACGUUUGCGUUUGCAGGGCCUGGGGGAGAGACCACUGAUGAAGGCCCCUCCCUCCCUUUCCCACCCUUAUCCCAGUCCAGCACUGUGAGGGCCCCUGUGGGCACCCUGACACCUGCACGUCCAUCGCCUUCCCAACUCCCCACCCUUUACCACACCUGCAAACAGUCACCCUCAGCCUCCCCUCACACCUAAGGGUGCACAGACUCAGCGGUGUCUAUCACCUUCAAGAGGAAAGGACCAACGAAGCCCUUAGAGACUCAGAGCCAUUUAGAUGGGGAAUUCGACGUCUUGCAUACCAAAGCAUAGCCUAGGGGGUGGAGGUGCAGGGCUCAGGCUACAGGCAGCUCCAUGGAUUCCUUGCUAUGUGGGAAGGGGUACAGGUGGGAGUGGAGGAUUGAGCAGCACUCUCUAGUAGGGGACCCGGGGUGGGGGUCCUGGCUGCCCAGGUCUGAUGGCUCCAGGCUGCAGUUCUCUUGGUUGCCUCCCUUUUAAGAGCCUGAUCUCUGUGCUCUUGGGUUGUAGUAGGGGCAGUGCUAGGGUGUGGGGUGGUAUUUCUGGGGCACCCCUGUGGAUCUGAGCUCUUCUAGUUGCGUAGGGUGGGGCAGGAGAGGAAGGAGGGCAAGCCUUACACCAAAGUGGUCACUCCUUCCUUUCCCUGCCCACACUUGCCACCUGCAGAACACACACAGCUUCCUCAUUCAGCACCAGGUUCUCUGGGUUCCCGCAGUUUAUCCCAUUUUCUCCAGAUUAAUUUUUUCCAGACUGAGCUGAGCUUUCUUCUCAGACUUCAGUGUGCUGUGGUUCCACUGAUCAACCUCUGAGCCUUGCCUCCCUCCUGUGCACAGUGGCACUUAUUUUCUGUCCAAUCCAGGCCCCCUGCCUUCUAUCAGUGUGUGUGUGUGUGUGUGUGUGUG
Bubalus bubalis (water buffalo) is the source of this 4087-nucleotide messenger RNA. RefSeq names its product solute carrier family 45 member 2 (gene SLC45A2). Gene Ontology annotation, cellular component: membrane. The transcript has 7 exons. Gene Ontology annotation, biological process: transmembrane transport. Lineage: Eukaryota; Metazoa; Chordata; Mammalia; Artiodactyla; Bovidae. Bases 551 to 2176 code for a protein of 541 amino acids. The record is from RefSeq and is a predicted model, not a curated record. Gene Ontology annotation, molecular function: sucrose:proton symporter activity.